This is a messenger RNA of Amblyraja radiata (thorny skate), 996 nucleotides long. It is a transcript of the gene wnt10a, whose product is annotated as wingless-type MMTV integration site family, member 10a. The transcript has 2 exons. Gene Ontology annotation, molecular function: frizzled binding; cytokine activity. Lineage: Eukaryota; Metazoa; Chordata; Chondrichthyes; Rajiformes; Rajidae. The annotation marks the transcript as partial. Gene Ontology annotation, cellular component: extracellular region. The record is from RefSeq and is a predicted model, not a curated record. Gene Ontology annotation, biological process: multicellular organism development; neuron differentiation; cell fate commitment.
CCCGCAGGCUUCAAGGAGAGCGCCUACGCCUACGCCAUCGCUGCUGCGGGGGUGGUGCACGCCGUCUCCAACGCAUGCAGCCUGGGCAAGCUGAAAGCCUGCAGCUGUGACCUGCAGCGACGGGGAGACGAGGAGGCGUUCAGGCUGAAACUCAACCGCCUGCAGCUGGAAGCUCUGAACCGGGGCAAGGGAAUGGUGCACGGGGUGAUGGAGCCGCUGCCCGGAGACCUGCCCGGCCCGCAGGACUCGUGGGAGUGGGGCGGAUGCAGCCCCGACGUGGAGUAUGGGGAGAAGUUCUCCAGGGACUUCCUGGACUCCCGGGAAACCUACAAGGACAUCCACUCGCGCAUGAGGCUCCACAACAACAGGGUCGGAAGGCAGAUGAUAGCGGAGAAUAUGAAGAGGAAGUGCAAGUGCCACGGGACGUCGGGUAGCUGCCAGCUGAAGACCUGCUGGCAGGUGACGCCGGACUUCCGCAUGGUGGGCGGCCUGCUGAAGCUGAAGUUCCACAACGCCACCCUGAUCAGAGCGCACAACCGCAACGCCGGGCAGGUGGACCACCCGCACCACCCGCACCACCCGCACCACCAGCACCACCCCCACCGCCGGAGGUCCACUGCCGCCACAGCCACAGCCGCCGCCGGGCUGGUCUUCUUCGAGGACUCGCCCAACUUCUGCGAGAGCGAGCCCGAGAUGGACUCGGCCGGCACCCGCGGCCGUAUCUGCAACAAGACCAGCCCCGGCCUGGACAACUGCGAGAGCCUGUGCUGUGGCCGUGGCCACAACAUCCUCCGCCAGUCACGCAGGGAGCGGUGCAACUGCAAGUUCCACUGGUGCUGCUACGUGGCAUGCGACGAGUGCAGGGUGACCGAGUGGGUGAGCGUGUGCAAGUAGAGGCCCCCGGCUGCGGAGAGACGAGGACGCACACUCACUCACACUCGCACGCACACACACUCGCACGCACACGCGCACACACACUCGCACGCACACUCACUC